UAAGAGGCUCGAACCUGUCACUCUGACGAACUUCAAAGUCUGUACUCAAUCAAGAUGCCUUUACUUGAUGUCGGACAUGUGGGAUACAAUAGAAACGCUGGUCAAUUGGUAAAGCCAAAUUGCAUGGUAGCUGCCCCAAUGACCUGCAAUAAUCCUCGGCUACUAUCAUUAAUAGGCAAUUACAUACACGAUUACACUUUCCCUAGACUUCAUCUUUUUUUUCUUGCAUAACUCUGAUAUCCUCGACACUUUUCGGCAAGUAAAGACUUGAUAUUACAGAGGACAGUCAGUUGCUUUGUGUCAUGUUUUAUUGGGUGAUAUGUUAGGGAAGUCCAGUAUGUCAUUAACUUAAAUAAACCACGCACGGAAAAACGUUUUCCAGUGUCUCCAAAUUAAAACACCGCUUGUUGAUUCUGUGCACCAAGUUUACGCACAGCACGUGAACGCAGCAUCCACCUCUGGACGCGGACUCCGAACAUGGGGAGUUGAGUUUCAGCCAGAAACCACAGCUCCUGUAUGGGCUAUCGCACUCUCUCACACCCCCUCUGCUAUUUAUAAUGAUGACCAGCGAACUCUGAAAACAGUCUGGCGUUCUUAAAGAGAUCAACAAUGGGCACAGUGCAGAUCCCGUACUCUUGAUGUAAUGCUGCGAUAUAGUGCGUCGGGUAUGUCAAUGGUGAGUUGAGAGUAACUUCACCAGAUACUAUCACUCUAUCAGUUUGGAACUUCUAAAACCGUUGUGAUAUGUUUACACUCUUAUCAAAGUUAUAUUUCGUAUCUAAUUAUACGUUUUUAUAUGAAGUACUUUGUUUAGCAUAUUUUGAACACAGUUAUAUUAUGAUUAUGGGGAUAACAUCUAAUAGUUUGUAUUAUUCUAUGAUAUUCACAGGUUGUAUUUGUGGUGCUAAUUGUGCCAGAUUAUUUUUUCUGCAAAUAACUUUUAUGAAUGCCAAGAUUUUUUAUUUGAAAAUCUUAAAAAGACGGUUUAAAAAAUAAUUUUAGCGGAUGGAUUGAACACACGUUCAUAGACUGAACCUUUAUUAUUGCCAACUGGGCUGGGAUGCUGCAAUGGCGCCCUCUUGCGUUGAUACAGUAUGUUGCAAGGAGAUAGCAACACUGCAGUUUGUGCAGCCUGUAAUAUGUGAAAAGGGACAUUUCUGAGUCUGAUUUCUAAUGCCAUACGCUAGUUAUUUCACCACGCACCACUUAGCAAUGUUGUUACAGGAAAUUUGUAUAAAAAGCAUUCUAUUUAAAGUAACACGGAUGUGAAAAAUAACUUUGUAUCUGACACGUAGCAGUAUCACAGCAUAAGUAGACAAAAAAUGGUCCCAAUUAUGUUUGCAUACUUUAAAGAAGCUCUACGCGUAAUUCAUAAUAAAGUGCAUGUGGUUUCUGGCUCCUCCUGGCCUGGAAGGUUUUAUGGCCCAGUCGUGGGUGUGUAUGAGGAAGUGAAAUGUUGCUGGCCUUUUUACAAGUCAGGACUGGACUUUGCUUUUACUUUUAUUUUUUUGUAACACAUGAUGAAGCACAGCCUCAGACUGUCACAACAAAGAAGACACAUGAACUCUUCUCUGACGGCUGGAGUAGCUGUUGCUGCUCAACAGGAAAGAGACUGACUGCUGAAUCGAGACCUGUGGACCUUCUUGGGCUUUUUUUCUCUUGUCCGUCUGUAUUCUCUCACUCUUUUGGAGUGAAGGGAACUUUUGAUGGGAGAAAAGCUCCCAAGGGGGCCAGGAGGAGCCCGGCUCCGCAGUGACACUUCCAGUAGACCAGUGCAGACCCUCAGGGUGAAGAUGGUGCUUCUGGGAAGCUCUGGUGUGGGAAAGUCCAGCCUGGCACUGCGAUUUGCCACGGAUGAAUUCAGGAGUACAUCGCCCACUGUAGGCUGUGCCUAUCUGACCCGGGCGGUGCAUCUGAGUGAUGUCACUCUUCGCUUUGAGAUAUGGGACACGGCAGGGUCGGAGAAGUACCACAGUGUCACCCCACUUUACUACAGGGGGGCCCACGCUGCACUACUGGUCUAUGACGUCAGCCAGAGGGAAACCUUCGUCAGAGCUCAAGUGUGGCUCAAAGAGCUGGAGAAACAGUACAUCCCAGGAUCCACCGUCAUAUGGCUUGUAGGCAACAAGGUGGAUCGGGCGCAGGGUCGACAAGUCUCAGUGCAGGAAGGACGGAGUCUGGCCAAUGACAGGGGCUUAUUCUUUACAGAGACGUCAGCCCUGUCAGGGGAUCAGGUCAGCGAGCUGCUGUUCGCUGUAGCCCACAGAGUGCACGAGUGUACUGGAGCGCAGCAGGGAGGUCUGUCAGAGUGGAAGGAGACGCCACAUGUGGAUCUGCGUCGCAGAGACACAAUCACGCCUUUGGUGUCCUGUUGCAAAGUUGGACCCUAAACCUCUGCUCAGCUCUGUUUCUGUUGCUCUAAGUAACACACGGGCAGCGGCUGGUAUACAUAAAAACAUCUCAAAUAAAAAACAAAUGCUUGUAGAUGCUGAAUCUUUAGUUCUCUGACUGUUUGAUUGAUUGGAUUUCACAACACUGCAUUUGUUCCUGCAGUACGCCUCUUGGUGGAGAGUAACACAUAUUCAGGUGGUUUUAAUUCAGGCUAAAAGCGGCUCACCAUGCAGGAUACGUCCUUGUGUUCCACGUGUCGGACUGCUUUUCAACGGGUUUAGGACCAACCCCCUCAGUCUCUGUCCAUGCCAGAUGUUGGACUGAUUCCGAUUAUCCUCAUUCAAGGUCUGUUGCUUGUGAUCAAACUGAAACCCGAGAACAGUUCCAUUGUGUGUGGUUGCCACGUUUCCCUUUUCAAGUUCAACAAACAUAAUAAUAAAAAAACAAUUUGAACAGUACAAAUUCUGAAAGUAUUUCCACUAUGCACUUCUGCUGGUCUGAUUUGGGAAUUAUGGUGGGGGAGUAGAAGUACUGUGAGUGAUACAUACAUUUGUGAUACAUACAUUUGUGAUACAUACUUUCAUAGUAAAUAAAGAACUCCAAAAUGCCUAAAUUAUUCAAUAUUUUUAAUAGACGUACCCCUUUGUCUUAGUGUCGGUUAAGUUCAAGAAAAAAUAGAGUCUGCCUAUAUCUGUCUAGACCCGAACUGAAGUAAAACCAAAUGUCAUAACUCA
Cyclopterus lumpus (lumpfish) is the source of this 3125-nucleotide messenger RNA. RefSeq names its product ras-related protein Rab-17-like. Gene Ontology annotation, cellular component: endosome. The transcript is spliced from 5 exons. The record is from RefSeq and is a predicted model, not a curated record. NCBI's taxonomy places the organism in Eukaryota, Metazoa, Chordata, Actinopteri, Perciformes, Cyclopteridae. The coding region runs from base 1707 to 2390 and encodes 227 amino acids. Gene Ontology annotation, molecular function: GTPase activity; GTP binding.